Messenger RNA from Closterium sp. Naga37s-1, 2883 nucleotides. The record is from the annotation of a GenBank genome assembly. NCBI's taxonomy places the organism in Eukaryota, Viridiplantae, Streptophyta, Zygnematophyceae, Desmidiales, Closteriaceae.
AUGACCAGAAAUUAUAUCUCACAACAUCAGAAGGAGCUGAAUCUAAAGGCGCAGGAACUGCAGGUAGCCUGUGCUGAGCUUUCCUCUCUGCCCUCUGGCCGGACUACUUAUCAGAAACGUGGUGCGAUUUUCUUCCUCGCUGACAGCAGUACGCUCAAGGAGAAGAAGCAAGAGGAACUCUCAAGACUUGUACCUGCAGCUGAUGGGGAUGGGUACGACGGGCCUGGUCAGGCGUCUGCUGGGACAGCGGCUACAGCUGGAGCCGCAGCGGCUGCUAAUGGCGAAACCCGCGUGCCGCUUCUGUUCUCUCAGGACUGGGGGGACGAGAGCGAGGACAUAGAGCAGCAGUCCUUCCCGCCCUCCCCCUCACUUACCCCUAACCUUUCCCCGCUUUUCGCGCCACACUGGUCUUGGAGGCGCCAUGCUGGUAUUGGACGUGAGGUGAUCAGCGGGCCAGUGUCAGGCGGCAGCAAGCAGGUGCUGAGGAACGAGAAGCUGGGACUUGGGGGCCUCGAAGCUCGAGCCACAUUGGUAUUGGAGGUGAUCAGUGGGCCGGCGUCAGGCGGCAGGCUGGUGUUGAAGAAUGAGAAGCUGGAGCCAUGGCCGUCAGCCACCAUAGGGCGCGCCACGCUGGUACUGGAGGUGAUCAGCGGACCAGCCUCAGGCGGCAAGCUGGUGCUGAAGAACGAGAAGCUGGAGCCAUGGCCGUCCGCCACCAUAGGGCGCGUGAAGGCCAACGACCUGCAGCUGAACGAUGGGGAGGUGUCCAGCAAGCACGCCUAUGUCACCUGGAAUGCUCUGUCGGGGCGGUGGGAGGUGGUGGAUCGCGGGUCACUGAACGGCACGCUGCUGAACGAUGAGGCCAUCAACGCAGAGGCGGACGAGGAGGGCGAGCGCACCGAGGGGCGGCCGUGCCAGCUGGCUGAUGGCGACGUGAUCACGUGCGGGUCGCAGUCGCGUAUCCUGGUGCGCCUACUGGCGGACACGAGCAAGGUGGAGCACCCAUGCCCAGAUGCCCCGUGUGACAUCGCCAUAGCAGCCGACCCCAUGCGGGCACGCAAGGGGGGCAAGCCGCUGCCCAUGGAGGACGUGCCUCUGUGCGAGUGGCCUCUCAGAGGGUUACAGGACAUGGGCAUCUGCUGUGUGUUUGAUGGCCAUGCGGGCCGGCAGUGUGCCGACAACGUCAAGAGAAUCUUCCCAGAAAAACUCUCUCAAGAGCUGUUGAAGGGGGGCAAGCAUGUGGUGGUGCGCAUGAGCUGCAAUGCCUCGGACGUGCUGCGAGCAGCCUUCAAGGCGACAGAGGAGGAGCUCAAUAACGAGGAUGAGGGCUGCACUGCCACUGUGCUGCUCGUGUGGCGGGCCUUCCAGCCGCCCCACCGCGUGUGGGUGCAGGCAGGCAAUCUCGGAGACUCACACUGCGUGCUGGGUCUGGGCAGUGCAAGCGAGGAGGCAGUGGUGCAGAUGACAGAGGACCACCGGCUGACGGGGCCCGUGGAGAAGGGGCGCCUAGCGUCCAUUGGCAAGCCCAUGCGCGAUGGGGACACUCGGCUGUGCGGCAUGAACAUAGCGCGUGUGUUUGGAGACAAAUUCCUCAAGCAGCAGGGCGUGGGUCUCUCCUCGGACCCGUUCAUCCAUGCGCCCCUCCAGCUGCCCCUGCCAGAGGAAGGGGGCACGAGCAAGCCGGUCAUUGGAGUCAUUGCCAGUGACGGUUUAUGGGACGUGAUGUCAGUUAAACGAGCCAUUCAAGUGGCACUAGAGGCUCGGAAGGAACAGGAGGAGGGCGGGAUGGAGGGCGGUGCAGCAGAGGCAAUGGCAACAUUGCUUGAUGAUGGGCGGUUUUAUGACGGUGCUGGUGCUGGUGCUGGUGCUGGUGCUGGUGCUGGUGCUGGUGCUGGUGCUGGUGCUGGUGCUGGUGCUGGUGCUGGUGCUGGUGGUGGUGCUGGUGAUGAUGAUGGUAGCGCAGGCGGCGGCGGGUUUGACGGAGAUUCGAGAUCCGAUCCGCGUAUCGGAUCUUCGAGCCGCGUGGUCUCCGCGAGAGAGGUUUCAGGGGGAGCGGAUGUUGAGGGGGGGAUCUCGGACCGCGAAAGCGCGGAGCUGAAGCUUCGCGGAAGCAGCGUGGAGGUCGACGAGGACGAGGAGAAGGAUGACGUGGACGAGGGGACGAACGUGCUUCCGGCGCACGCGUUAGCAAACGCCGACGCGAUCAGUGCUGACGUGGCGGAGCUGACGUCAGCGUUGGAGGAGGAAGAAUCAGGGUUAGGGUUACAUCCCGAGUUAGACGUUGAGGGUUUGGAGCAUAUUAUCGACAUGGGCAGGCGGCUCGAGGGCAUGCCGCGGCGCGUGCAGCGAUUCAUGUUUGAGAAGAUGCUUAAAGUGAAGCCGGGCCGACCGCCGUCCAUGCAGCGCUUGAAACGGCAAUUUCAGAUGCGCAUUGUGGAUGUCAAUCGCACUGCCAAGGUCACCAAGGGAGGCAAGGUGCUGAGUUUCACAGCGCUGGUGGUGUGUGGGAACGGGCAAGGCACGGUGGGGUAUGGCAAGGGCAAGUCAGCAGAAAUGGGACUGGCGGUUGAUAAGGCCUACCUGCGAGCACUGAGGAAUCUGCAUUACUUCGACCGCUUCAGAGGGCGAACGAUUGCCGAAGCACAGAUGGCCAAAUACGGAAAGACAAAGGUUUACAUGUGGCCGGCACGCAAGGGAUCAGGCAUGAGUGCAGGGAGCACGCUGGCGGGCAUUCUGAGACUCGCUGGCUUCCAAGCCGUCAAGACCAAGGUGAUUGGCUCACGGCAUCCCCACAACACGGUGAAGGCAGCCUUCCAAGCACUCAGCAUGGUUACAGCCAAAGCAGAGGCAGGCCAGCACCAGCCACUUCGUAUCUCAGCUUGA